AUUCACACAGGAAGUUUCCCAGAAAUUAGUUACUCGCUGCAGUUGAAUUUAGAGCAGUCCUGUAGUUGAUAAAUAAAUUGUUUCCUUGGAAAUGGCAAUCUAAGAACCCAGUUCAGCAUUACAAGCACACUGAAGAAAAAAGGAAUAAAGAUGAACCAGUUCACCUAUGAACAAGAGUUGGGGAAUCAUCUGGUAUGCUCAGAUCUUCUAUCCAGUUGUUGGGCUUAUAAUCGCAAGGUCAAUGAAGAAACCCCGCAAGUUGUGAACCUGGGCUUGUUGCCUCAAACUGUUAGAUACAAACGUUUUGAUGCUCAAGAUUCUCGUGGUCUUGCUGUUAUUGCUUUUUCUUCCUGCAUUUCUAUUGAUCUUCAUGGUGAGGGUCAACGUUUGGUUUCAUCUGCAGACCUCGACUUGAAGCAUUUUGAUUUUCUUUCCACAAAUUCUAACCCGUCCUUCUCUAUAAAUAACCUUGCUAUACAACUUUUUCAUUCUCUCCUUGCUCAACUGUCUCAGGAAAAGAUCGAUACUACGAAACCCUUGAUCAUAACUGGGCAUUCUCUUGGUGGAUCUGUUGCCUCACUUUUCACAAUAUGGCUGCUAAACAACAGCUACAAGAAAAUAGAGUACAGAAAAACCAAAUAUCCAAUUUGCUUAACUUUUGGGUCACCAUUACUUGGCAAUGAGGGCCUUCAAAAAGCCAUAUCAGCACGGCCAUCUUUGGAUUCAUGCUUUGUGCAUGUCGUAUUAAAGCAUGACCCAGUACCUGGAUUGUUCCUCUUACCCCACAACACUAUUGACUCGGUGUCGAAUUCCACAAGUCAAUAUAAAUCUUUUGGUUUAUACCUAUUUUGCUCUGAAUCUGGUGUUGCUUGUUUCUCUGAACCCGAGUUUGUCUUGGAGAUAUUGGGCAUCUUUAGUUCACAGAAUCGCCCAUUUGGUGAUUAUGGAUUGGUUUUGGAAGGCCUCAAAGGUAAGGCAAUUGUUAAAGGCACACGUUUAGCUGGAUUUGAUAACGAUCCAUUGUGCACUGGGAUCACAUUACAGCUACAGGCAAUUGGAAUUCAUGAUAUGCAGACUCAGUUGCAGAACAAUGUCAUGAUCAGAAGAAUUGAAACAAAGCAAAAGGAAUUCUUCGAACGCAAAGCUUAUCAAGUUGGUUUAGAUGAAAGUUUAAAAAAAAUGAAAACAGAAAUGGCCUAUAUGGAGUGGUACAAGAAGACGACAAGGACUCGAGGAGGUUACUACGACACCUACAAAAGUUCAACUAGAAACCGAGAUGAAACUGUAAGUAAAGCAAAAUUGGUCAAAUACCAAAGAAGUCUAACAAAGUGCUGGGCAAAUGCUGUUUAUGAAGCGAAGAGGACUGAUGGAAAAUCCUUCCCGUUUCGUCUCCUCAUGGCAGGAAAUAACUAUAGGAGGAUGGUGGAACCGCUUGAUAUAGCAGAAUACUACAAAGGUUAUAAACAAGGACAGAAAGACUACUGGGCCGGAGGAAGAUCAGAGCAUUAUAUUCUACUGGAGAAAUGGCUAAAUGAAAUGCAAAGCACACCUAGUCAGAGGACUAAAAGUUGUAGUUUUAAUGAGGAUUCUUGCUUUUGGGCACAUGUGGAAGAGGCAUUAAUGUUGGUCAAAAUGUUAAGCAAUGAAGAGAGCUCUCCCGAGAAUGAGGAGCUAUUCCGAAAACUGAACAAGUUUGAGGAGUAUUUUAUGGGUUCGAUAGAUAAGCAUAUAGUAGACCCUGAGAUUUUCUUGGAAGGAAGCAGCUUCAAGUUAUGGUGGAGCCUCUACAGUGAUAAGAAAGGAGAUUCUUACAAAUCUCCUUUGGCUAAUUAUAUGAGGGCUAGAAGUUAUGAAGCUUUGUUGUAAUAUGCUGACAGAGUUCAUGUGAAGCUAAUGACGCGAAAACAAGAAAACGAGUAAACUUUGGAUGGGAGUUCUUAUGAUAUGUGUGUGUGUGUCAUUGAUUUCGUAGAUGCGUGCUUAAACUUUUGUACAGGAAGAACUGGCAAAGCAUUAGUCAUGAGCUGGCUUGUUUUGAUCUUAAUAACGUGCAAGCAAGCAUGGCUACUUAGUUAGAUUCACUUACGAUAAGGAAUUUCGGUACAUGGUUCAUGGUUGUGAAUAAGCGAGACCGACCUGAGUUUUCAGGGUUUUUUUUAACUCUUUAGAAUUUAUUUAUGACUUGAGGUUCAUGUUAAAAAAAUAAAAUCAUGUUUUGGUUUAGCUGAGU
Messenger RNA from Daucus carota subsp. sativus, 2230 nucleotides. RefSeq names its product senescence-associated carboxylesterase 101. Lineage: Eukaryota; Viridiplantae; Streptophyta; Magnoliopsida; Apiales; Apiaceae. Gene Ontology annotation, molecular function: carboxylic ester hydrolase activity. Bases 151 to 1866 code for a protein of 571 amino acids. Gene Ontology annotation, biological process: lipid metabolic process; defense response. The transcript is spliced from 4 exons. The record is from RefSeq and is a predicted model, not a curated record.